Molecule: messenger RNA, 1818 nt
Organism: Jaculus jaculus (lesser Egyptian jerboa)
Lineage: Eukaryota; Metazoa; Chordata; Mammalia; Rodentia; Dipodidae
Gene: Tmed2
Product: transmembrane p24 trafficking protein 2
Exons: 4
Coding region: 1-453 (150 amino acids)
Biological process (GO): endoplasmic reticulum to Golgi vesicle-mediated transport; intracellular protein transport; Golgi organization
Cellular component (GO): COPII-coated ER to Golgi transport vesicle; endoplasmic reticulum-Golgi intermediate compartment; endoplasmic reticulum
Source: RefSeq, a predicted model, not a curated record
AUGGAGAGUGGAUUUGCGAAGGACAAAAUUACAGGACCUGAUAAUAAAGGAAUUUAUAAAGGAGACCGGGAGUCCAGUGGGAAAUACACAUUUGCUGCUCACAUGGAUGGAACAUAUAGAUUCUGUUUUAGUAAUAGGAUGUCCACCAUGACUCCAAAGAUAGUAAUGUUCACCAUUGACAUUGGGGAGGCUCCAAAAGGACAAGACAUGGAAACAGAAGCUCAUCAGAACAAGCUAGAAGAAAUGAUUAAUGAGCUGGCAGUGGCGAUGACAGCUGUAAAGCAUGAACAAGAGUACAUGGAAGUCCGGGAGAGGAUACACAGAGCCAUCAAUGAUAACACAAACAGCAGAGUGGUCCUUUGGUCCUUCUUCGAAGCUCUUGUUCUAGUCGCCAUGACAUUGGGACAGAUCUACUACCUGAAGAGAUUUUUUGAAGUCCGGAGGGUUGUUUAAAAGGCCUUUUCCUGUUGAUCCCAAAUUCAUAAUUCACUUGGUUACCAAACACCUUGGUCAGAAUAAUGCUAUUAGUUUCCACAUUUUUUAUUUUCUGAACUGAACACUCAUAACUUUUUUUUUUUUUUUUUGAUUAGUAGGUUUUGGGGAAAACCAUUUUAGUAAAAUUGUGAAAAUCUGACUUUUUAUUGGCCUGUAAGUAUUUGGAUGCUGCCCCACUAUGCAAGUCUUUCUAAGAAUUCAAAAGUAGAAAUGAAAUGUAGGAAUAUAGUCAUCAUUAUGUCUUCUUUUCCUUUGGUUUUCAUAAUAAAAUACAGUUUGUUCAUGAAGGCAGCACAAAGCCUGACAAUAUAAGUGACUGCAUUCUUGGGAGUCCUUUAUCCUGUGGUUCAAAUCACCAUUCAUUCAUUUUUUUGUCAUUACUUGCAACAACAAUCUGAAUCUUGUCAUUUUCUGCCCAGCCCCAUGGCAGAGUGACCUGGCUGAGAAUAUGCUAUCAGGCUGGGUAUUUUUUUAUAUGCUUUAAAGAUGAGACUUGCCCCAACACAUUUUCUCUCUAAGUUUUAUGUUGAACCUUAGGAAUGAAUCACCUCUACUUAAAUUGAUGACACAAGCAGCUAAUACUUGUUGUUUGGUUCCUGCCUAACCUCUGUUAAAGCCCAUUUUCUGGGUGUUUCAGCAAAUGAGCUGUCCUUUCUGUGCUGGCAUAGCCCCCGUCUCCACUCUUGGCACUAGCAAGGAUGCAUUCAUGCAUUUGGAAAGAUCUUGAUUUCUAAUGCUAGAGGGUUAAAGCCUCUUUGUUUUCCUUGCAGUGAUAUACAGCCACUAUUUUAUUUUUGUUCAGUGGCAUCUUUGGCCACUUUAACCAGGGCACUGAAUGUCAGUGUCAGCACUAGGGGUUUUGUUUGCUUUCUCCUGGGUCUUUCUUUUUUGUUUGGCACAUGUCUGUUUUGUUUUAUAUAAAAUGAAAAGACUGUCUUGAUCUCUGAUGAUGGGUUUAAAAUGAAAGGACCUCUGCAUUUGGUGUGGGGAGUGUCCAGGAUUAUGUCAUGACUGAUGUAUAUUAGUUACUUGUACUUUUUUUUUUGGAUCUUGUAAGGGGAAAACUAUAAGUAACAAGUUUUUUAGGAUUAAUUUAAAUUUGUUGCAAGUUUUCAUGUUCAGGACAAUUUUUCAACCUUGGGUGAAAAUACUUGCAACAGUUUAUUGAUAAGGUGAUUCUUUCACCUUAGGACAACUGUUGCAUGCCAAUUGUGUGUGUGUGUGUGAAAACACUUCAGAAUUGAAUUAAAAGAUGUAAAUUUAAAAUUGGUGUGUAUCCAAUAUGCCCCAGGUUCAGUAAAUAAAACAAUUCUUUUUAAAACA